Messenger RNA from Triticum turgidum subsp. durum (durum wheat), 684 nucleotides. NCBI's taxonomy places the organism in Eukaryota, Viridiplantae, Streptophyta, Magnoliopsida, Poales, Poaceae. The record is from the annotation of a GenBank genome assembly.
AUGGCAACUUCUUCUCCCUCGCCUACGGCGAUCCAGAUGCCUCCGCCGACCGCGACCAAGGAAGUCGACGACGGCGGCGAGAUAACAACCGCCGGCACGGCACCGCCAACAGCAACCCCCACCACGGACAGGGUCAUGUCGAGCGUCACGAACCUUGCGCAGCUCCUGCCGACGGGCACGGUGCUGGCGUACCAGGCGCUGGCCCCGUCCUUCACCAACCACGGCAAGUGCGAGGCCUCCAACCAGUGGCUCACCGUGGCACUGGUCGCCAUCCUCGUCGUCAUGUGCCUCUUCUUCUCCUUCACCGACAGCCUCUUGGGCCGCGACGGAAAGCUCUACUACGGCGUCGCCACGCCCCGUGGCUUCAACGUGUUCAACUUCCCUGGCGAGGACGAGAGCCGGGAGUGGGACAGGGACGAGCUCCGGAGCCUCCGCCUCCGGCCGCUGGACUUCGUGCACUCCUUCUUCGCGGCGGUGGUGUUCCUCACAGUGGUGUUUAGCGACGUGGGGCUGCAGAAUUGCUUCUUCCCGGACGCUAAUCGGAACACCCAGGAGCUCCUCAAGAACCUGCCGCUGGGCAUGGCGUUUCUGUCCACCUUUGUGUUCACCAUCUUCCCCACCAAAAGGAAGGGCAUCGGAUUCAGCGACAAUACUCCUCGCAGGAAGCCCGAUCACUCAAUCUAA